AUGGUUAAGGAGAUUUCUACAACAGACAUCUUCUGCGGUGGCGAGAGCUACACUGGAGUUCAAGCUGUCGAGAGAAACUCAAAGGCAAUGGCAAGGAUAUACGAUGCAAUAAAAACAAGUUUUGGACCAUUGGGUCUUGACAAGAUGUGUGUCAACUCUGCAGGAGAGGUCAGCAUCACAAACGAUGGCGCAACAAUUCUUCAGAGCAUGCUGGUGGACGAUCCAGCAGCAAAGAUCCUUGUUGAUCUUGCAACGCAGCAAGACAAUGAGGUUGGGGAUGGAACAACAUCUGUUGUUCUGAUGGCUGCAAGUCUUAUUGAGAAAGGAGCAAAACUGAUUUCAUCAGGUGUGCAUCCAUCUGUUGUUGUAUCUGGAUACAAGAUGGCAUUCAACGAGUGCAUUCAAUUUAUCAAGAAAAGCAUAGCUAAGGAUAUUUCCACACUAGGUGCAAAGGCAUUAGGUAAUAUUGUAAACACAAGUAUAUCAAGUAAGGUUAUUGGAUCUGAAUCUGCAUUAUUUUGUGAGAUUGUUGUAGAUGCAUUGAAAUGCAUUGAACCGUCUGAAGGAGGCAAGAAGGUUGUGUAUCCUAUCGAGGACAUCAAUAUUCUCAAGCAUCCUGGAGGAGCAAUGGCUGAAUCGUUUUUAGUGCAAGGUUAUGCCAUGAACUGUGCAUUGGCAUCUGGAUUCAUGAAGAAAGUUGUUAAGAAGCCAAAGAUCUUAUGUAUUGACUUUGGGCUGCAGAAAUACAAAAACCCACUGACUGUAAAUAUUGUAGUUGACGAUCCGUCGAAGUUAGAAGAUAUCAGGAAGAAGGAGCUUGAAAUAACUGCGAACCAAAUCAAGUCUAUUGUGGCGUCUGGAGCAACGGUAGUUUUAACAACAAGAGGAAUGGACGACUUUUGCACAAAGCUUCUGCUUGAUGCAGGAAUAGUUGGGAUCCGAAGAUGCAAAAAAGAAGACCUGGAUGUGAUUGCCCGAGCAAGCGGAACAUCGGUUCUAAUCUCGAUGACAGAUCUCAAUGGUGUUGAAAGUGUGCCUACAUUAGGAAGUGCAAACAAAUUUGAGGUUGUAUCGAUUGGAGAGGAAGAAUGUGUGUUUAUUGAAGGGCUUAAGAAGAAGAUGGCAUCUAUAAUCUUGAGGGGAGCAAACUACCAAUUACUUGAUGAGAUGCAAAGGUCUAUUCAUGAUGCCAUAUGUGCAUUGAAGAGAACAUUGGAGUCGAAGUCUAUUGUUCCUGGAGGAGGGGCUGUGGAGUGUGCGUUGUCUUUAAUGCUGGAGAAGUUUUCAUUUACAGUGAAUUCCAAGGAGCAUGUUGCAAUCCACAGAUAUGCAGAGUCAUUAAUUUCGAUACCAAGAAUACUUGCAUCAAAUGCAGGCCUGGAUCCAAACGAGAUUGUUGCUAAGCUUCUAGCUAUGCAAGGCACAGACGCCAGCGAUAAAUCAGGCAAUAGCAUGUUUGGUGUUGAUGCAGUGACCGGAGAAAUCCAGAACAAUGUGGAAGCCGGAAUCAUUGAGCCAAGCAUGAUUAAGAUGAAAUCUCUUAGAGCAGCAACAGAAGCAUCCAUUAGUAUCCUUAGGAUCAACGAAGUGAUAAUGCUGCCUCCAGAAGAGCCCAGAAAUUAA
This is a messenger RNA of Ordospora colligata OC4, 1623 nucleotides long. Its product is annotated as subunit alpha of T-complex protein 1. NCBI's taxonomy places the organism in Eukaryota, Fungi, Microsporidia, Ordosporidae. The transcript has a single exon. Gene Ontology annotation, molecular function: ATP-dependent protein folding chaperone; ATP binding; ATP hydrolysis activity. Gene Ontology annotation, cellular component: chaperonin-containing T-complex. Gene Ontology annotation, biological process: protein folding. Bases 1 to 1623 code for a protein of 540 amino acids. The record is from RefSeq and is a predicted model, not a curated record.